AUUGCGUUUGCAAAUAUUUUCGUUGGCUUGCAAAUUAAUUUAUUAGAUAUUAUUCAAGUGCAUUAUAAUUUCAAAAGUUUCUAACAAACAUGUUAUAAACCGUUGGUGAAAGUGUUAUUUGGAAAUGUUUUGAUGUAGGGCUUAAAUAUUAUAUUGCAUUACAUGAUAGUAGAUCAACGUGUUGCGCUUUUGCUUUGUAUGUUAGACAAAAAAUCCUUGAAAAAGCUGUUGCCGUUGGCCAGGGGAUGCAGGAUCAUAAGCGUACCCCAAUCAUACAUGAAGGAAUCGUGAGAUAAGAAGUCACCGAUAAAACAACAAACAAAACGAGUUGCAGUGAAAAGUGUAGGUGAGUUGACCGACAAUAUGGAUUAGAGGUGCCACGUCUGUUAAAAUUGAUAAGGCAUGAUAAAACAAUUUUUAGAUCAUCUAUCGAUGUUUUAUCCAUUUACCCUUUAAAUAUAAAAAGUAACAUGUUGAGUGUUUUUAUAAAUUUAAAGUUAACAACUCAUUACAAUGAGUGGAAUCAUUCAAUGAGUUUAAUUAGGAGGCACUACUAGAAUCUUAUUAAAUUUUAAGGUAUUAAGAAACUGAAUUAAUGAAAAUUGAGAGUGAAUGUAUUUUGUUAAGUAGCAGGAGUUUAAGUUCGAUUUAGAUUUUCAGAAGUGGUUAAUUUAAUAUAAAUUAAACAUUAGUAGUUUAAUUAGUUAUAGAUAAAUGUAUAAUAUUGAAUCUACCUUUGAUAUGGCCACAUUAGGCAUCGCACAUCGAAAUGCAAACGUGUGGAUAAAAAUAACUACAUAUGACGCCGAUAGCAGAGCAGAACGUUAAAAGACUUCGGCUAUUUCAUGCGUCGUAAAUUUUGUUCCCGAGUUAAUUUUUAUUAGUGAAUUUUAAUGCAACUGUGUUUUAUGGUCGCAUCACCAAUUGCCAACUAACGAGAAAAUUUUAGAACAACUAGUCAACUCAUUCUACGACGGGCUCAAACAGAAGCUCAUUACAUUGGAUGGUGAUAGUUUAUUAAAGUUUAAAAUUCGUGAAAUUUGCGCACAUUUAGCACGAACAACACCCCUUGAGCUAUACACGUACUUUCGUAACGGUUUACUUCGUGAAAUUCAGGCAUUGAAGGAAGGAAUGCCACAAAAUCCCUACAUGUAUAAUACAGCACUUGUUGGUGGUCAUGUAAAUGGGAUCGGCGGCAUGAAUGCAGGUAAUCCCUAUUUGAGCGGUGUUGGCGUUAGCCACAUCAACGAUGUGCAUAUGGCCGAAGAUGCGUAUGCAUUGCCGGCGCGCAUACAAAAGCUAGCCGUUGAUGUUGAGAAUAUGCGUAUGGCCAUACACAAUUUCCAAGGUGAACAGGAUUCGGUAUAUAAUUAUUUUAGUGAUUUCAACCAAACGCGUGCAAUGAUGUCGGCACAAGAUAUACAGGAACGUGAAAAUCAAUUUAAGGAACAGUAUCUCAUUUUAUCUGAACGCAAGAAGGUUGUCGUCACUGAUUUGCGACGCGUUAUCAACGAAUACGAUACGAUACAAGAGCAGGUGAUAAUGGCAUUGAAAAUGUGGCAACGUAAUCAGGCUUUGGCUGGCAAUGGUGCGCCAUUCCAUGACAAUUUAGAUGAGAUACAACGCUGCAUAGAGAUGUUGGUGGAUAUGAUUACUAAAAUUCAAUUAUACGUUACUAAUCUGCUUGCGAUGGGCGAGGAUCCGAUAUUGACUGAUUUGCUAAAUCAUGUACGUUCUACACAAAAAAUUCUGGUGUUGUCGGCUUUUAUAGUGGAACGCCAGCCGCCACAAGUGAUGAAAACACAUACGAGAUUUGCCGCUGCUGUACGAUGGUUGAUUGGCCCACAACUGGAGAUAUACAGAACUAAUCCAACUAUAGAAUGCGUUAUACUCUCAGAGGCCCAAGCCCAACGGCACGCCGCUCACAACAGCACUUCGGAUAUGCAAACCGCCGCUCCACCGCAGUCUUCUGGUGAAAUUUUAAAUAACGUUAGCUCUAUGGAAUUCCAACAAGCUACACGAGUAUUCUCAGCCAGUUUUAGAAAUAUGCAAUUGAAAAAAAUUAAGCGGGCCGAAAAGAAAGGCACCGAGAGUGUUAUGGACGAGAAGUUCUCUUUACUCUUCUACACAACUGUCGUUUUCAACGAAUUCAAGAUAAGUUGCUGGACACUUUCUUUGCCAGUUGUUGUGAUUGUGCAUGGAAAUCAGGAGCCACAGUCCUGGGCUACUAUCACUUGGGAUAAUGCAUUUUCCGAUAUAACGCGUGAACCCUUCCAAGUGCCAGAGAAAGUACGCUGGGCGCAAUUGUCUGUGGCUUUGGAUACGAAGUUUGGUUCGGCGACUGGAAGAAAUUUAACCGAAGAUAACUUGAAUUUUCUUUAUGAGAAACUUUUCCGCAACGAAGCUGGAGAGCAUAAUGAGUUCAUAACUUGGGCCCAGUUCUGCAAAGAACCUCUGCCUGAUCGAACAUUCACCUUCUGGGAUUGGUUCUUUGCCAUAAUGAAAUUGACCAAGGAUCAUUUAUUGAAUCUGUGGAAAGAGGGUCUUAUUGUUGGUUUCAUAAAUAAGCGCAAGACUUUGGAAGAAAUUUUACCUAUGCAACAAUAUGGCACAUUUUUACUGCGUUUCUCUGACAGCGAAUUGGGUGGUAUAACUGUAGCUUUUGUCGACGAUCAGGGUAAUAAACUUAUGUUGGCACCUUGGACGUCACGAGAUUUAAAUAUACGCUGUUUGGCCGACCGCAUACAUGACUUGAACGUUUUACGUACUGUCUUUCCAAAGAAUUUGGCACGUGAUGAGGCGUUUGGUAGCUUCUACUCACACCACGUCGAAGAACAAACAACACGUGAUGGCUAUGUUGCAAAUACAAUAAGGGCACACGUGCCGGCCAUAGAGGGCGGUUCUGUGGUGGGCACGCCGCAACAUCAACCGCAAGAUAUAUCAAUACCGAAGUAAGUUUUUGUUGUUGUUUGUUAAAAAAAUAAUUUUUGCUUUAAUUAAUUUUCGAAAUUGAAUUAUUAUAUAAUACUUUACUAAUUUUUUUGUAAUCAUAAGUUUAAUGGGCUGCUUUUACUAUUCUUUUAUCUGACUAAAGUAGUAAAUUUUUUGUUUAAAGUUUUGGUUAACGAUCCUUAUAAAAUUUUUUGUUCUAUCCUAUGUGCUAUUAUUGUUGUCAAGUCAUAUGUGUUGAGAUUUCCUCUUUAAGUUCUUGAAAGAGGCUUUGUUAGAACGGUUAAAACUGACUUUGAAUCUGUUUAAAAUUUAACAAUUCUAGAUUAUUAUAGCUAGAAUUAUGCAAUCAUUGUUGGGCGCGGUUUAAGGGUAUAGAAAUGGCUCACACCUUGUAUCUUCGUACUACUGUAUUGAAAAUGUUUCACUUUAAAUCAAAUAGCCACUCGGAGUGUGCUCAAUGAUCUCUUACGGUUGGACAACUAAAAUCUAAUUUAUUUUAUUGUUCUUGUAAUCACUUACCAAAGUACUCCAUACUCCAUUUUCGGUAACACCUAAAAAGAAACGUCGAAGACCCGUCUGUCUGGUUGUAUUGUACAUACACGAAUUGGUCUCAGUUUUUGAGAUGUCGAUUUGAAAUUGCGCACACGUCCUAUUCUGCCUAAAAGGCUGCUCAUUUGUCGGAAUCGCCGAUAUUGGACCACUGUAGGAUAUAGUUGCCAUAUAAACUGAGCGAUCAAAAUAAAGUUCUUGUAAGAAAAAAUUGUUUAUUUGACAAGAUAUCUUCACGGAUUAUUGUUUAGCGUAACGGUAAAAUCUAACAAAUUGUUCAGAACACUUUAGCAUAUAACUGCCUUACAAGUUUUUUUUUUUUUUGUCAAGAUAUCUUCACGAAAUUCUCCGAUGAAAUUGUUGAGAUCGUAUCAGUAUAGCAUAUAACCACCAUACACCGACCGAUCAAAAUCAAAUUCAUGUAUGGACAUUUUUUUUUUGUAUGUGAAAGGUUAUAGCUUUAACGUUUUUUCUUGUUAUUGAUAUUUUAAAGAUAACUAAAUGUGUUCAGGAAUUAUGAAAAUAUGACGAAAUUUUGCAGCCAUUUUUUUCUGUACUAAAUUUAUAUUUCUGUAUGUGCGAAAGAUAAUACUGUACAAUUACAAAUAAGGGGAUGUGACAAAAUAUCUAGUAAAUACGCAGAUAAAAUACAUUUUUUUUUUCAAAUUUCCAACAUAUGACUGUGGCAACAUUUUGACAUAUUUUAUGCAAAAUUGAAGUUAUUUCGUGUAUUAUAUAUUUUUUUCUCUUUAAUUUUAACUUGGCAAACAAAUUUAAUUUGUAUAUUUGUAUUUUGCUUAAACCUUUGAACACUAUCUCUAUGAAUGAACCUUGCUUUUGCUCUAUUUGAAAACUAGAUCGCAAUACUUUGAAAAUUAACCUCUCACCUGUUGAAUUAAUUAAUGUUUUUUUUUUUAUGAUGACCGGAAAUCAAGCUUUUUAGCAUAAAUCACUAAUGGUGCGUUGUUUGCAUUGGGUUGUUUCAUUUAAUCAAUGCUAAAUGAGGUCAGUCAGCGCAGUUUUCUUUCGACUGUGCCGAUUUUUUGGAAAAUGUUGAUAUGUUUAACAGAAAUAACAAAACCUAGCCUAUUUGUGUAUGAAGUAUAUGAUUUAUUUCAAUAUAACUGAACACAAUUUUGUCUUUUAUUUUUCUCCCGAUUCUUCUGGCUGUCCGACAACUAUACUUUCGACAACAAAAUAAAUCAAAAACGACUGCGUGCAUCUUAAAUCUUUUGCCACUACACACACGCUUAACCUCACGCGUCCUCCCUGUGUGAUGAAACCAAUAUUUUCUUAAACACACAUACACAAACUCGAUAGUUAUAUCGAAGAUCUUGGCAUCGAUUGGAAUUGCAUCUGAAAUGGGUGGGCUGUAUAUAAUUGGUAUAAUGAAUGGUCAAAUAUUUAGUGGAGUGUGUGCAACAUGUCAUGCAACAGUUGCUCAAGACAUUUAAGCAGGUACUUUAUGCAAUUAUGAUGUCUAAGUUCUUAACAAUUUAUUUAAAAAAAAAUCACUAAUUCAUGGAUAUGUGACUUACUUUUAGUGAUUUUGAAUCAAUAAUUUAUGAUGGAUGCGGAUAGAUACACACAAGCAGUGAUAUACAUACAUAUACACACGUUAAGAAAUUGAUUGAAUAGAAAAGGAAAAAGAAAAAAAGUAAUAACAAUAAAAAAAACAACAACAUAACUUAUACUAUAAAAUACAUUUUAACUAUUUGCCAUGAGUGAAGUAUAAAGCGUAUAAUUGUUUAGAAACUGCAACUUUUCUAUGGACUUUAUGACUUAUAAUAUCAAAACAAGCAUUUGCAUAUAUUCACAUACAUAUAUCGCAAGUGAGAGUCACGCGUUUAGUAGCAAAGCAGGCCAGUGUAUUAGUUAUAACUAAUAAUUAACCGUACACACAUCUGUCCACACAAUUAACUACCGUUAAUAAAUUGUCGAGCAAUAUUUUCAAAACUACGUUGCUCCGCAUAUUUCAAAAUUGCUGUCACUGUGCGACUUGUAAAACAUCGCUGAACACCCAAGUAAAGCAGAAUGCCACUAAUGGUUUGAAGAACGAAGCAUGUUUAAAACAAGAAAAAAACAAAAAACACAAAGAAAACGAGUUAUUGAAAUACUCUACGAAAGGAUACUUUGCUGUUUUAUCAUUUUGUGAGCGCAUGUGUACACUUUCAUGUCGCUAGUCGAUGCUGAAUAUGAUAUGAUAUUUCCAUUUACCGUUAUGCAUGCUGUUCCGCCUUGAAAUUAUAUAUUUAGUCUAUAUUUCCUCUCCGGAAAACAAAAAAAAACAUAUAUUUUUUUUAUGUACACUAUCUUGCCUACUCUCUUCGAAAAACUUGUAACUAUCGUUAGUGGUAAAUAACUAUAAUAGUUUUUAAAAGUAAAUGUAAUAGUUUUAUACUCGCCGUUGCCUUAUAUAAUUAUAUUAAAUUUUCACUUAUUUUUGUGCUUUGUAAAUCUAUAUUUAAUAGUCAAAUGAACUUUUUAAUGUUGCGGGUGCUUGAAUACUUGAAUUUCUUAUCACUGGUACUUGUUGUUUUGUGGUUAACUAAGUACAUACUUACAAAAAAUAAAAUGAAAACAAAAAAAAAAAAAAUAAUUAUAAAUAUCUGCAUGCCAGCUGGUGCAAAUAUGAAGAGUCCACUUCAUCAUAACAUUAAAUGUUGAAUUCAGUGAGCACAUUUUUUUAUGAAAGUAAAAAAUUAAAUACGAAACAUUAUAGAAAAUGAGAAAGUAAAGGAAAUCACUACUGACUACUAACCGGUCGCUAUGUUGAAUGUUUGAGAUAAGUGUGUUUACUACUUAGUCUAAGUGCAACUAAUUUAAGUAACGCUAAUUCAUUGAUUUAUACGCGUUUUUCAGAAGCAUAAACCUCACUGUUCUCUACUUGUGAGCUAAAAACGAUACACGUCUCAAACUGUGUACUGCUGCGCUAGUUACCUUUCGCGGGGGUGCGCGCGGCGCUCACCAAGUUAUUUUACUCUGUGUAUAUUUCUAUAUUUUUUGCUAGUUGCGUGUAAAACAAUUUUAUUUUGCACUUUUAUUUUUGUAUUUGAAAUAAAAAAAAAAAUUAAAAUUAAUACGGUCCAAAGUAUCUCUUGAAAUUUUUACUUUUAUUAUAGUGAGCAGUAUUUGAAAUUUAUUUUCAUUUUUAUUUAUAUAUUUUUUUAAUUUCAACUUUUUGAAUGGAUCUGUUGUGCGGUCGCAACACUUUGGCCGUUACUUUUUUUUAAAUUAAAAUUUUUUCUUUGACAAUUCACGCAUAUAUAUCAAAGUAGUACUUAUCUUAUUUAUAAGCAAAAAAAUUCGCCGAUAAUUUUUAAUGUUCUCAAUAAAACAAAAAAAACCCUACGUUUAUUUAUGUGUGCAUUAAUUGCCUUAAAUUUAAUUAUUGAAUACAAUAAUUUGUGAUUCUUAUUUUACAAAAUUUAUGAUACAUAAUUAUAAUUGGCUUCCACUUCAUGUCUCUAGCAAUUAGCUUAUUAAUUUAAUUUCAUGUUAAGUUUUCAUUUUUGUAAAGUACUAAGUUAAAUAUGAGCGAUAUGCAGUUGUAGUUUUAAGAAUAAACAUUUUGAAAACAAACAUAAUAUUUGAAAAUAUUUGCAUUAAAUGUGGUGAAAUUUUAAACGAUUUUCGUAAACAAAAACAAAAGCGUGUUUAUUACUAAGCUUAGAAAGUAAUGUUUAAAAAAAAAGAUAUACGUAAAUAUACAUUUAUUAAGUACAGUUAGCGAUAUCAAUAUGCGCAGUUGCAUGUUGGCAGAAAAAGUAAGAGAAAUAAAUUGAAUUUGAGGUUAUGACCCAAUAAAAAAAAUUAUUUAAGGUUAUGACCAAAAAUAAAAAUUGAGUUUGAGGUUAUGACCGAAAAACAGAAAAUAUUUGAUAAAUCUACUGAACAACUUAAGAGAUAAUAUUUAACAUUCUUUGUCUUUUAUUAUAAUAAACAAAUAAAAUUACCCAUAACUUGAAUACAAGCACGUCCAUUUAGAGCACAUAUUAAUAUCGCCAACUGUAUGUUUACAGAGAGCAAACACUAUUUAUCGCAUACAAAGUAAAGUCUUCGUAUUUGUAUGUACGUUUAUGCAUAGAAAUAUACAUUUUACAAAAAAAAAAAAACCAUAUUACACUAUACACACAUAUUUAACUUAAAAAAGAUAAAGAAUACAUUGAAUAAAGUAUAAAAAAAAAUAAAUAAGUGCAAAAAAACAGCGAGUGUUGUAAUUGAAAAUGUAUUUACAUGUAAACUGAUAUCUAGUUCUUAAGCACCAAAAAGAUUGCAUAAAUGUAUGUAUACUAAAUAUAUCGAAUGUUGACAUGUCAGUGGCUUUUUAUUAACUACACACACACAACUGAACUUUUCAAAUUGAAAAACUGUAUAUGUACAUGCAGCAUUUUAGAAAAAUCUCAUACACAAAAAAAAAAUUACUAGCUUAAAGCAAACUGCAAUUCUUACGAGGAAAUAUGAAAUAUUGACUAUUAAGAAAGAUGAAGGUUUUUGCUACACAGCUCAAGCCCUUGAAUUUUCAAACUCGAAUCACUAAUACUUUAUAUUCAUGUAUUAAAUAUAUUGUCAGAUUUGCUAUUAACUUUCUACUACUUGAAAAACAAGAAAACAAAAAAAAGAAGCAGAAAUUUUAUCAGCUACAAAACAAAUAUUUUUUUAAAUGACUCGUCCUUUUACUAUGACAUUCACAAUAAUGCAAAACGCGCAGUGAAUUCUACAUAAACAUACAUACGAACACAUACAUGUUUAAUAAUAUUAAUAAAAAGAAGAAGAAUAUACAUCGAAUGAAUGAAAUUACGAUUUAUUGAGCAGAAGAGAAAAAAAACAAAAAACUAAAACUAAAUAUCAUCGCACAAGUGCACAUACAUACAUAUGUAGACAUAUUUUGAUGGUGAAUUGUAUGUUACUGCAAAAUUAUUUACAGCAACGAAGAAUAAUAAUAAUAUUACAAACAAAUUGAAUUGAAUAUGUGUCAUUGACGUUUCUAAUUGGUUUAUUGUCAUAUAAACGACUCAAGCCAACUGGUUAUUUUAUCAAUAAACUCAAAAUAAUUACAAACAAAAAAUGUGA
Bactrocera oleae (olive fruit fly) is the source of this 8574-nucleotide messenger RNA. NCBI's taxonomy places the organism in Eukaryota, Metazoa, Arthropoda, Insecta, Diptera, Tephritidae. The record is from RefSeq and is a predicted model, not a curated record.